AUGGCGGGCAGCGCCGGGCGCGCUCCCGAGCAGGCGGCGGCCAGAGGCAGAGCGGCGGGCACGGGCAGCCCCUGCCCCGCUGCGGACCCGCCCCGGGGGCCGGCGGCCGCUCAGGUGGGGUUCGGCCGGUCUGGCCCAGCACCUGCCCGCCCGGAGCGCGGCCGCCUCUGGACCCCGCGUCCCUGUGUCGCCGUGCCGGUGGGCGACACGGGUGGGCGACACGGGUGGGCGACACGGGUGGGCGACACGCCGCACACAGCGAGAUACGAGGGACAGUUCUACAGGGGCCACCGCCACGGAAAGGGCGUUUGCUACUGGUCUGAUGGUUCGAAAUUCACAGGAGCUCUUUAUCUUGACCAUGUGGAAGGCUAUGGGACCUGGGAAUGGAUGGAUGGCAGAAAAUUUCAGGGGCUGUACAAAUGUGAUGAGAGAUUUGGACCAGGGAUUGAGAGCUAUCCAGAUGGCUGCCAGGACGUUGGCUUGUGGCUCAGGGAUCAUCUUAUUAAACUCUGUACUGAAGUACCCAAUUUGUUUUCUCUCUCGGAUUAUCCAGUGCACCACAGAUACAUUGAUGACAGUUCUCAAAAGAAGUAUAUUUCAGUUGAGGAAGACCCAUUUCUCCGUAGCUACAAGCAUCUCCCUUUUGAUGAUAAGGAUAUUUGCCCUGAAGGAGUCUUUGCAUAUUCUCAUGACACAGAUCAUCUUACUUUGACUCGUUCCUUCCUGGAAGAGUGUGAUGCCUGGUAUUUUCAAAACACCCCAAAGAUGCCUAAGGAAGACCCUUGGCCUGUUAAAAAUGUAACCCCUCUACUGGUUAGAAUGCAGAUGCAUAUUUACAAGCACAGGCGCUGUCAGGCAAAAUUCACUCCUGAUGUUCGCCGCAUUCUUCGAGGAGCCCGUGGUACCUAUGGCCCCCCAGGCCCCAGGGAGCUCGCCGCAAAGCAGCUCAUUGAGGCAGCAGCACGAGGAGACUGUGCUGGGGCCUUUGUGAUCCUGAGGAAGGGGCUUGUUCACCCAGACACGGCCGACAAUCGGGGACACACAGCACUCGCUGCGGCCGCUGUUCAUUCCCACAACGAUGUUGUCAAUCUUCUUCUUGAUAGUGGAGCUGAUGUGAAUAAGUGUAAUGAUGAAGGAUUAUCUGCUCUCUCCAUGUGCUUUAUUCUUUAUUAUCCAGAAGAAUAUUUCAAGGGUAAUAUUGCUGAGAGGACCUUGCACAGUUACAAGGGGAAUGAACAAUCAGAAUCCUCAGAAGUAGUCAGUGUGGCUGAAGGCAGAACCUCAGAACUACAGAAGAGAUGGGAAACAAUCCAACUGCUGCUUCGUCGAGGUGCAGAUCCCAAUACACCCUGGGUCCCACCACACCUUCUCUUCUUCGCUGUUAAAGCUGCAGAUGCAGAAGCAGUGAAACUCCUCUUAGCAAGGGGAGCCAGGACUGAUGUGCGGCUUUCAUCUAAGUUACGGGGAUUAACACCUCUGCACAUAGCUGUCUCCAUUCCUGGGGCAGAAGGGGUCCAGAUAACACAACACCUCCUGCAUUCUGCCCCAGAUCUGAACGCAAGGGCAGAAGAUGGAAAUGAAAUAUACAGUCCAGACAAGGCUCAGGCCACAGAAGCCAGCUGCACAGGAGGUGUCAUGUUCCAACUGAAGAACACAGCUGGGUCACCACAAGAGUACUUUUCCUCCUAUAGUGGUCCUGUCCCAGAGGAAGGUGGAAGGACUGCCCUGCAUAUUGUAUGUGAAAGAGAGGAUAACCACAAGCAUGCCAGAGAUGUUAUCUGCCUCCUUUUAAUGCACCAGGCAAAUCCAAACAUGCUGUGGAGUGGCCAUUCACCACUGUCCUUAGCCAUCGCCAGUGGGAAUGACUUGGCAGUGGCUGAGCUCCUCAAGCACGGGGCUGACCCCAACCUGCCCCUGGGUGCAGCCGUCCACAGCGCCCUCUGCGCCACGCUCAGCACAGCCUACGGAUGGGAGAGACCAGCAGCACAGAGGAUCGCUUUGGUUGAUAACCUGCUUGAAGCUGGUGCAGAUAUCCUUGCACCAGUUACUCUCGGGGAGGGACAGGGCAAGGCUGUGGGAACAGUGGUGGACUUUGCCUAUGACAUAUAUGCUCAGGACUGGAGAAUCUCUCACACACUGUACCACACCCUGUCUGCAGCUGAGCAGGAAGUUUUCCAAACCCGCCAGUCACUUCUGGAACACAUUUCAGAGAAGCUCCGUGAGCGCAUCAUCCUGAAAGAGAAAGAGUGGGAUCAGGAAGAACUGAGAAGAGCCAAGAGAAAUUCUGCUGUUCAUACACACGUUUCAAAGAAGGAUGGAGGGAGCCAUCACUUGGAAGAAGGGAGACUGCCCUUCUUUAAGUACUGCUACCAGUGUGGCCGCUCAGUUGGGGUCCAGCUGUCGCUUUGCACGCGUUGCCAUGAAGUCUUCACUUGCAGUGAAACCUGCAAGAAGAAAUCCUGGGCUGAGCGGCACAGGCAGGAGUGCAGGGGGCUGCGGGGGAAAAGUCCAGCUCCAGCAGCUCUGGGUGCCAGCAGCACAGGAUGCAAAGAGAAAGUCCCUGGCAAAAAGGGGAAAAAUGGAAGAGAAGAAAAAGAGGAAAGGAAAGGAAGCAGAAAGAGUGAAGUUGGGGGUGGUGGAGGAAAGCAUCACAGGAAGAAUGACUGACUUGACUCACGUCACUCCUACUGUUGUGUGGAUAAGUUUUAAUCCCACUAUACUUUCUGCCUUGUAAUCCC
Messenger RNA from Apus apus (common swift), 2738 nucleotides. RefSeq names its product ankyrin repeat and MYND domain containing 1 (gene ANKMY1). The record is from RefSeq and is a predicted model, not a curated record. Gene Ontology annotation, molecular function: protein binding. Lineage: Eukaryota; Metazoa; Chordata; Aves; Apodiformes; Apodidae. The transcript is spliced from 17 exons. The coding region runs from base 1 to 2667 and encodes 888 amino acids.